Molecule: messenger RNA, 6765 nt
Organism: Musca domestica (house fly)
Lineage: Eukaryota; Metazoa; Arthropoda; Insecta; Diptera; Muscidae
Exons: 7
Coding region: 250-6765 (2171 amino acids)
Source: RefSeq, a predicted model, not a curated record
CUAAUCAACGGGGAUAUUUUUAGAUCAAAUCUGAAUAAAAGAAUCAACAGUGAAAAUUGUGUUUGUUUAGCGGUGGCUAAGGAAAAUAUUCCGAAAAUAUCAAUUUUUAGUUUUGCGUUAAUAUUAAGGUGCGACAGUAGUGAUUUCUUUGAAAAAAGAAAAAAACAUCAUUCAUCAACCAGUUAAUUGAAAUAUAAUCAUUUAAACACAUUUUUUCGAUAAUAACACUAAUACAAAUACAAUAAAAAAAUGGCUGCUGUUCAACGUAAAUUGGUGCACAAACAAUUCAACUCCCCAAUUGGCUUGUAUUCCCAACAAAAUGUCAAGGAGACCUUAGAUCGUGAAUUGAAAGCUUUUGGUUCUGAUGGGAUUGAAAUUGACGAUCAAAUUGCCAAACCCCUUAACUUGGCUAACUCUGCCGUCUUACGCGCUGUAGAGGAAGAGGAGCAGGAAAUGAAAUGCGAAACAUUUACAACAGGACUGGCAACGGCUAAGAAUGACAAACCCAACCAAAGACAGAGCCGUUCGAGACAACGUUACCAGGAACGGCCACACACACCAUUGCACCAUCAGCAGCUGGAACAAAUCAAAACGCAGUACUUGAGCCAUCAGCACGACAUAACGAUAGACCGUGAUACGGUCCUAAAGAUAAAUCGCCUGGCAACACGAAGAAAUUUACAUAAACGUGAACACAGCUGGCCACCAACAAGUCACCAUGAUAAAGUUGAUGCAAUUGAAUGUGAUGGUGAUGGUGGCGGUGACAAUGAUGAUGAUGAUGACGACGAACAAAUACACUCUGGGAAUGCUAUGGACAAACGGCAUCUACGACAGCAACAACAACAACAACAACAUGUUCGCAGCUCAUCCACUGACAAUGCGUUACAAUUUGACGAAAGCGUCUGUAAACGUCAUGGCAUCGAUGUGAUCCGAGAAAAAUUCAAUAGUCCCACCAGGAUAAUUGAACCCACAGCCAGAGAGGUGAGGUUAAGGCGACAACGAGCCCAGGAACAACCGCAAACAACAGGCCACCAAUCAAGCAGAACCAAGUGCAGGGAACAACGAACAAAGGUACCUGAAAAACAAGAUGUCAUUAAGGAACAAAAAUACCACCACCUCCAGCAGCCGCAGAAAACAACUUUAGAAAAUAAAUCAAAUGAAGAGAUUAUUACAAAAAUUGAGGGUUGCAAUGGAGAGUUGGAGCAAUCUGAUGGCAACCAUAAACAACAACAACUUGGAUUAAAUGAAUCUAAAAAUAUGUUUUUAGAAAAGCCACAACAAGGAGGUAACAACGACGACGAUGACGAAGUCUAUCGCACCACCAGCCUGCCUGCCACAAAGGGAUUUUCCCAUCCCGAAACCAAGGCAGCCGAUGAAGAUAUAGGUUUGGUUGAACCCAGGCGACAAUUCUAUGAACAGUUGACCUCUUGCAAAAAAUGGUUUAGCUAUGAAAACUUGAAUUCAGCAUGCCCCAGUUUGAGGCCAAAGAAAAAAGACCAGCAGCUACAUCCUCGCCACCAUUAUCACCAUCCCAAACGCCAAUCAUACUCCCUGGAAAGGGGUCGAGAUGUCAAGCAUACACGCCGACAAUUACCACCACAAAAGCCGCGAUCUUCAAAUGAAAAUUCACCCAAACUGCAGAGACGUUCCAUAAAAAUGGCCACCGAAAUUAAGAUAUGCUAUGAUGCCGAUGCUGAGGAACAUGAGAUACAAGUGAAAUCCCUUAAUCAUCCCAAGUCGAAGACAAUGGCUGAUGAUUUGGAGAAUGUGCCAUUACCUGUACCGCCAACGGCAAAAUCCGCUAUGAAAAGCCAUCAAAACCACCAAAUACCCAUAAACUUGGACUAUGAGCUGCCACGAGAAGGUGGAGAUUUGAUGUCAACCCCAUCCUUAAGGGAUAACCAAAAAUACAAUGAUGCCUGUAUUUAUUUACGUUCAAUUGAUUUACAAGACAAUACCGUGGCUUACAUACCGGCAGCCAUAACAAUUGUGCCCUCACCCAGUGAGGAACAGAUACAACAAUGGCUGGCUGAAGGAGGGGGCCAACUAAAGGCCAACAUAAAGGAGGAAAAGCAAGAAAAUGAAAAUUUAAUGGGAAAAUUUAAAUUGGAAUCUAUGAAAAUAAACCCCCCUUCCUCAGCAGAAGGAGAAAAAGAAAUGCCAACGCCAACAGCAGAACAUAACACAACAGCAAAACAGCAGGCAAAUGCCAAACACGCCACAGGCCACACACAUGAGGAGCCAGAGACAUACAUAACACGCUUGCCAAGUACACCCAAUGGCAUACAGCUUUCACGUCAAACAAGUGUCAGUGCUAAACGUAAAUCGCAGUCAAGUAAUGUCAGCAACAGUUCCACAGCAUCAACGGCAGGAAUCAAAGCCAAAGCAAAGCAGGAUGCCACCAGCACCACCCCCAGAGCCAAAGAAGAUGCACCCCUUGAAAGUGGAGGAAAGCAGGACAAAGGUAUUUACUACACCGAUGGGGAGUACCUCUAUGGGCCCUAUGAUCCCACCAAUGGCAAACCUCUCUCCAGCAUAACCAUCAAGCCCAUAGAACAUGGCCCAAACGCCCAAAUGACGCCAUCAAUUUCGAAUGAAAUUAAAAAAGAUACUCAGGCGGAAACAAUUGAAAAAAAUCAACAGCAAAACGAGAUUGCCGACCUGACGGCUAAAUAUGAACACAUACAGAAAUCCAUAACGGAACACCUAAGGCAAAUCGAUGCAUAUAUUGAAAAUGCAAAAACGGCAUUGAAGCGUUCCAUGCAGGCAGAGAAAACGCAAUCCAAGGACCAGCAAUCUGCCGAAAAAGCUGAGUCAGGCACCAAAGGUGGAGGAGGAAACCAAGCAGAAACCCUUAACACCCCCGAGACUCCGUUACAAACGAUUUUAAAGAAAAUCGCCUACAUCAUGGAAGAGGUGAAGCCAACUCCUCAUGCUGUUAGCCAGCCACAAGGGCAAACCGCAGAAUCAUUAUCAGCAGCAUUUGGGCAAAUUGAGGAAUCAAUGCCCCAGCCCGGCCUAGAGAACAUGGCCAUAGUGGAUAGAGUUUUAAGUGAUCUUAAUAAGUUGACUGACCAUUUGAAGGAGCAGGAGCCACCACUGGACAUAGUCGACCACAGAAGCUUGCAGCCUUUAAUAGAUAAUCUCAAGCAAAUGCCAUCGUUAGAUGUUAAAUUUGAAACAUGGCCCAAGGCCCAAAAAGUAUCAUAUGUGCACAUCGAGGAGCAGAAGGAGGGGGGAGAGGGCCACAAAAUGCCAGCAACCUCAAACAAAUUAGACGAGCCGCAACAGAAGGUGGCAGUAGGUUCCCAGGAAAAUGACGAAAAAUGCAAACCAAUAACUGAUGCAGGUCAAAAGGAAACUUCAAAAUGCCAAACACCAGCUCCAGCCAUAACCUUAACACAAACAUUACAGGAGCAGGAACAUGAACAUGAGCGUUCCGCAUCUGGAAAUUCGAAACUAGUAACUUCCAUGGAAAAACCAACAUCCAAGAGUCAUUCGAUGGCAUCAGGAACAACAACAGUGUCUGGAAAUAACCUUAGCAAGGAUUUGGGGAAAAAUUUAGUUUCCGAAUUUAUAACGACAUACCAUCAGCAGGAGCAACUACUGGACCAGGUAAUUGACACACUUGGUAAGUGUAAUCAACAGCAACAACAACAGCAUAGCCAAAUCAAAAAAGAUGUUGGACAGCUCAAACCCAAACAAACCAGCCAUCAAGUUGCUACCAAUAAUGAUGCCGAUGCUGAUGCUGGCCAUGGAGCUCGUCAGCGUCAGCAUAAAGCAGGUGAUGAGAUGGCCAACAACAAAGGCAAAAAAUCAAAUUUAAAUCAACCUGCAUCAUCACAAUUGCCAGCAAACAGAGAAAAGAAUGCGGCCGUCACACAUUCCGUGCGACAAGUGGCACGAAAUUUGGAUACUGGAGCUGAUGAGACGGCAGAAAAUAUUGCUCCUGCUCCUGGCAGUGGCACACCAUUACACGGCGGUCAACGAAACGAUAGACCUCGUCUUAAAUUGGCUAUUAAAAAUGCAACGGGCAUUAUGGCUGAUAAGCAAUUUCCUAAAUUUGACAAACAACUAACGAACUCUGGCCGUCCAAGCCACAAACCUGGGAAAGAGCCCUCAAUAGCUGACAAAAGUGUCAAGCUGGAAGAUGAACAGUGCCGCCAGCAAGUACCAAAAACCACCCCAACGAAUGGUGACACUUACAAGUCGUCAUAUGAGCUACCAAGUCCUUAUGUAACCGAACGUCAAAUCUCUUGGGAGGAUGUGCAAGCAAACAUCAGCUCCACUCCAAAAUGCCAUGGGCACGAGAGCAAAAGUGUCAAUGUAACCGCCAGCAAAGAAAAGGAACCAACAGCCAAAGAACAAACACUGUCAAUGGCAAGUGGUCACGUUGAAAUGCAAUCAACGAUGCCGUCAAAAUCACGCAUGCAAGCUAGGCAAAAAUCUCAACCGCGGCAGGAGUCAUCCAUAUUACCACCUCCCCCACCACCUCCUCCGCCGCCUUUCUCGACAAAACUUGUGCCAACUGAUGAUAAAUUAAGAAAAUAUCCUGCUCCACUUAUUGAACCGCAUUUGGCAGCAAGGCGUUCAGCUUCACCAUUUGGCCUAAAUGCUGUGGACACAAAAGUGGCAAGUCAACAGAGAACACCUUCGCCACCAUUGAGGCUCGUUGAGGGCAAAAAUAAAAAGUCAUUAAAUGAUGGCUCAAAUGACACCAACUCCAAACAACGUACGCCAUCAGUAUCACCUGGACGUGGUGGGCAACAAGGUAGAAGUCAAAAUUUUACGGGGCCUCUACGCAAGUAUCCAGCUCCCUUGGCUGAACCAUAUCCACCACGGGGAUCUGUUUCUCCAAUCGAUCCCAUCUACACCAGACAACGUUCCAAGUCAAUGUCUCCAGCCAGAGUGGCCCCACAAUCCACCACAUGUUUGCGCAAAUAUCCUGCGCCUUUGGCUGAGCCAUAUCCACCGCGAAGAUCGAUGUCACCAUUUGAUCAAAUUUUUUCGAAGCAACGUUCGAAAUCUGUAUCACCAGGGAGGGUGGGUAAUGUUUCAGAAACAUUACGCAAAUAUCCUGUUCCUUUGGCGGAACCAUAUCCACCACGUAGAUCGGUUUCACCGUUUCACUGCAAGCAACGUUCCACAUCCAAGUCUCCAGCAAGAGAGGCGAAUUCAACGAACUUAUUACGCAAAUAUCCUGCCCCAUUGGUUGAACCAUAUCCUCCUCGAAGAUCUUGUUCGCCUUUUGAUGUCCAGCCACGUUCCAAAUCUAAAUCUCCAGUAAGAGCCGGGCAAUCAUUGAAAUCCCACAAAGAAACACCACCAUUACCUUUCAUCGAAGCCAAGUCGCAGCCUCAUGAUACUUCAUCUGCCACACAACGUUCCAAAUCGAAAUCAUCCGCCAAGAACCCUAAUGAAGACUCCAUUCAUGCCAUACGUAAAUAUCCUGGCCCUCUGGCAGAACCCUAUCCGCCCCAAAGAGCCAAAUCCCCAUUUGAGGAAUAUUGCACUACUAAACGUUCCAACUCACCAAGCUGGGCAAAACCAGAUGGCUUAGAGAAUAAAUUGCACAAGUAUUCCGCACCACAAACGUCGACAAUUAAGGCAAUUCCCACACCGCCGCCACCGCCUCCUCCACCACCAUCAAUGUCCCUGGAAAAAAGCACCCGAAAUAUUUCGCCAAUACGCAAAUAUCCAUCGGCACUCAUUGAACCACAUGUACCUAGCCGCUCGGCCUCACCAUUUGGCUUGAAUGUUGUGGAUGACAAUUUUGGCGAGUUCCAAGAACCAAACCAGAGGGCCCACACACCAUUGGGUCUAAAUGCUGUUCUCCCACCACCACCAGCAUUUGACGAUGUGUCAACUACAUCUACAAUGCGUAAAUAUCCCUCAGCCUUAAUUGAAGCUCAUGUAGCAACAUCAAGAGCAUCUUCCCCUGCCGGGUUAAAUGCCGGGCAUACAAAUUUGUCGGAAAAAAUGACAUCAAUACAAUCGCCCUCACCUGUUGGGCGCCACAAUAAAACAACUACAACUCCACAAGAGCACAAUGCUCCACCAAUCGUAUCAUACGUGCCACAGGUGGAAGGUCAAAAUGUUGGUCUCUUGGUGCAUGCAGUCGCCAUUCCUCCACAAGCAUCUGCCACCGCUGUUAUGGUCACGGACUCAACCGUAAAACGAUAUUCUCCCGAAAACGAGUCGUCAAAUAUUCCAAUCAGCACGGCACGUGGCAAAAAUGCCAGGACAUCAUUUUCAAAUGCAGACCGCAAAUUUGAAACAGAUGACAAGGAUGACCAAUCACAAGAAUUACAAUGUAUUAAUACAUUCGAUACAACAGGACAUGGAGUAUUGGAAAUAAACAACCAAAAUAACAACCGUAUGCCUAGUCUGACUGAUGCCGAUGAUAAAAAUGAGCCAUCACAGAGGAGGGCUGCAACGACGACAUCCACGACGACGGGAAUGUUGAAAUCAAAUCUCCCAUCAGCAACUAUGUCAUCAUCCAACGAACAAGAAUAUCAGCAUUUUGAUCAGCAACAUUGCCACAUGACCGCAGAAAUGGUCAAUUCUCUCGCAUCUGUUAUUAAUCGCUCAUUUGAUAAUGUUUCGCCUCGGCCAUAUAUCUCUAUUGAAGUGUGUUGUUCAUCAUGUGCACUUGUCGAUGACGAAGAUGAUGAUGAUGAUGAUGAUGGUGGUGAUGACGGUGAUGUGUAUAACGAUAGGUCAUUAAUUGCUUAUCCACAUCCCUGUAUCAUCACUAUUAGUACCUAG